Molecule: messenger RNA, 1078 nt
Organism: Seminavis robusta
Lineage: Eukaryota; Bacillariophyta; Bacillariophyceae; Naviculales; Naviculaceae
Source: the annotation of a GenBank genome assembly
CCUCUUCCUUCCAUCAUAAACUUCUGUCCUUUUUCUCGCUUCUCAUAAACUGUUUCCGGCAAGCAACUGAUGGCAACGGUCCAGAGAAGGAAGCCUGUAGCUUACCGAUACAAAUGAAGACGAAGACGAAACAGUCCUUUAUCGUUCUCUCCCUUUGGGUGGCGCUCAUCAUCAGCAGUAGCGCUCUGUUAGUGGAAGGAUUUCAUUUUUCAGAAUUAAAAAGCCACGCGAGACAGAAUUACCAUGCAGUGAAGUUAUCCUCCUCUUCCUUUUUGGAAGGACCCAGCAACGCAACCACCACUGCGAGUGAUGCCAGUGCUACUAGCAACAGUAAAACAAAUCGCAAGGUCUUUACCAAUCAAGAUUAUGUGGAACCAAUACGAAUUGUCACGCCAAUCAGAUCUACUGGCAAAAGGGAGUUGGCUACUACCACAAAUUCCCUACCUGGUGGUCACUGUUGGCUGGAAAUGGCGCACAAUAUGAGACAAAGUUCGAUGGCAAGUACCACUUCUACGGACUUGUUCAAUGCAAAGACAAGUCGAUUGCUGCAGGAAGCCAGUGAUUCCAUCGAAGAUAUUGGUCUGGCAUGGCUACAAGGAGACUGGGAAGCCGUAACGUAUGCGGCACUGGAUGCGUCGCAACGCAUGGAAUUGGCCGCAACAUCGCUCAACAACAACAAACAUCACCAGGACAAUGCCUUGCAAAGAGCUCUGGCAGGAGUGGGCGUGGAACUAUACGAAUUAUCGUCUACCAACCAGAAACCCAAAGCCGUGACGCUGCAAGGGCUGUCCUUGCGACUCUAUCAGGCCAGCAAAGCAGCCGCAGCAGCCGAAAACAGUAACAAUAGGCAACAAUCGGUAACUCAUUUGGAACAAGCCUCACAGGCCGCCAGAAGUUUGGCGAAACUACAUGGAGCCAGAGCCGUACUUCUCCCACGAAGAUUCCAGCUCUGGUGGCAUACUCGUACAGCGGAAAAGGAAUAAUAAUAUAGAUGUAUGCUGCUACACUAAAUGAAGAGGGCCAGGUCACGAUAUUGUAAUGCCAUUUCUAAAGAUUAGCAAACAUUUCCUAUACUCUU